AUGGAGGAGAAGAAAGAGGAUAUGGAAGGUGCCUGGGAUUUGGUGGUAGAAGACAUCUUGAUAGGGACUUUGGUAGAAGAGGGUAUUAUGUGGGAGCUUUCCAAGGUGGUGAAGCAGGGCUUGGUUGGUGUUAGCAGAGGCAUUGAGGAGGUUCAUGUCAAUACCAACCUGCUGAGGCCAAUACAAAUACAAGUUGACCCUGAGUUCCAGAGAGUGAGGUCAGAUGAGAAAGAGCAGAUUAAGGUUCUCAACAACAAAUUUGCAUCAUUUAUUGAUAAGGUUCAAUGUCUUGAGCGGCAGAACCAAGCUCUGAUGGCCAAAUGGGAACUUCUGCAGCAACAAAGUGCCCGACCAGAAGAGAGCAGAAAUAUCGCCUCUUUCUUCCAAUCUUACAUCAGCAACCUGCAGAGGCAGGUAGAAACGCUCCAGAACCAGAAGGAACAGCUGGAUCCAGAAGCGUAUAAUAUGCUCCAGCUUGUUGAAGAUUAUAAAAAGAGAUUCGAGGACGAGAUCAACAAGCGCGCGUCUAAAGAGGAGGAGUUCGUGGAGCUUAAAAAGGAACUGGACAGUGCCUACAUGGGAAAAAUGGAGUUUGAUGUUCGGGUGGAAAUACUGAAGCAAGAUCUUGAGUUCCUCAGAUGCUUACAUGAAGCUGAGCUGUCCCAGCUGCAGACAGUAGUUGGCAACACCAAUGUCAUUCUGUCCAUGGACAACCAUAGAGAACUGAACAUGGAUGGCAUCAUUGAAGAAGUCAGGAAAGAAUAUGAGACAAUUGCUCAGAGCAGCAAAGCUGAAGUAGAUGCCAUGUAUCAGGGCAGGUACCAGGACCUUCAGAACAUGUGGACCAAUCAACGUGUGCAACUGAGGACCAGUUAUCAGGAAAUCCAGGAACUCACCAGGCAGAUCCAAAGACUACAACAAGAAAUUGAAAUUGCAAAGAAAAAGAAUUCCAGCCUCCAAGAAACCAUAAAGGAUGCCGAGCAGCGUGGGAGCUCUGCCUUCAAAGAUGGCCAGCAAAAGCUGCAGGAGUUGGAAAAUGCCCUGCAGCAGGCCAAAGAUGAUCUCACUCGCCUUCUUCAUGACUAUCAGGAGCUCCUGAAUGUGAAAUUGGCCCUGGAUAUCGAAAUUGCCAUGUAUAGAUCACUCCUUGAGGAGGAGGAGGCCAGGAUACAGGAAGGCUCCCCAGCCACAAUCUGUGAGUAUCUCAAGGCUUUGCUUUGCUUUAAGAGCGCUGUCACCAUCUUGUUGUCUGUGGUGCUUAACGCCAACCAUCAGAACAACCCCCUUAGCUCCUACCUUAGUUUCCCAGGGAAGUGA
Molecule: messenger RNA, 1317 nt
Organism: Tauraco erythrolophus (red-crested turaco)
Lineage: Eukaryota; Metazoa; Chordata; Aves; Musophagiformes; Musophagidae
Source: RefSeq, a predicted model, not a curated record